This is a messenger RNA of Hevea brasiliensis (rubber tree), 1848 nucleotides long. RefSeq lists its product as uncharacterized. The transcript is spliced from 3 exons. The coding region runs from base 1 to 1848 and encodes 615 amino acids. Gene Ontology annotation, molecular function: protein dimerization activity. The record is from RefSeq and is a predicted model, not a curated record. NCBI's taxonomy places the organism in Eukaryota, Viridiplantae, Streptophyta, Magnoliopsida, Malpighiales, Euphorbiaceae.
AUGAAUGAUAGUAUUUCUGAAAUAAGGAAACAGGAGGAUGAGGCAACAAACAAAAUUACCAAUUCACAAUCUAGGCGAGUUUCUUUGCCUAUUAGUAUAACUUCUGUUCCUUCAUUGAAUAUAACUGAACCAAGUAUUUUAGCAGCUUUGAAGAAAAGAAGAGUUAAUGAUUCUCCUCUUGGUAGAGCUUUUGACGUGCAAACUAGAGCUCAAUUAGAUGCAGAGAUUGCUAGAAUGUUCUAUGCUGGGGGUCUACCUUUUAAUUUUGCUAGAAAUCCUUAUUAUGUGAGUUCUUAUUCUUUUGCUGCUAAUCAUGUUUUGGGUGGUUAUGUGCCGCCUGGUUAUAACAAAUUGAGAACCACAUUACUUCAGCAAGAAAAAGCAAAUGUAGAGAGGUUGCUUGAACCAAUUAAAAGCACUUGGUUAGAAAAGGGUGUUAGUAUUGUGAGUGAUGGAUGGAGUGAUCCCCAGAGGAGGCCUUUGAUUAAUUUUAUGGUUGUUUCUGAGUCUGGCCCCAUGUUUAUCAAAUCUGUAGAUUGUUCUGGUGAAGUGAAAGAUAAGCAAUUUAUUGCUAAUUUGCUAAAAGAAGUAAUUGAUGAGGUGGGUCAUCAAAAAGUGGUACAAGUCAUUACUGAUAAUGCUUCAAAUUGUAAAGGUGCUGGAGAAAUCAUUGAGGGAAUGUUUCCACAUAUUUAUUGGACUCCUUGUGUUGUGCACACUCUUAAUCUUGCUUUGAAGAAUAUAUGUGCAGCAAAAAAUUUGGAAACUAAUCAAGAAACUUAUGAUGUGUGUCACUGGAUCACUGAAAUCCAUGGGGAUGCUUUGCAAAUCAAGAAUUUUAUAAUGAAUCAUUCCAUGAGGCUUGCAAUUUAUAAUCGGUUUAGCCCUUUGAAAUUGCUUUCAGUUGCUGACACUCGUUUUGCUUCUAUUGUUGUGAUGCUUAAAAGAUUUAAACUUAUUAGGCGUGCUUUAGAAGCAAUGGUUAUGAGUGAUCAAUGGGCACAAUACCGAGAAGAUGACCAAGGCAAAGCUAGAUUUGUUCGUGAUAAAGUGGUAGAUGAGGAUUGGUGGGAAAAGGUGAAGCAAGUUAUUUUUUAUCAUGAAGGAAAGCAAGCAGAUGGGUUUUCUCCUUUUUAUUAUGUGGUUCAUCGAAUUCUUGUUGAUCGUUGGGCAAAGAGCAACACUCCCCUUCAUUGUUUAGCCCACUCAUUAAAUCCAAGAUUUUAUAGUGAACAAUGGCUUCAAGAGGGAGAAGGUAGAGUGCCUCCUCAUAUGGAUGGAGAAGUAUCAAUUGAGAGAAUUAAAUGCUUUAGGGGGAUUUUUUCUAAUGAAGAUGAGCGAAUUAGAGCAAAUGAUGAAUUUGCAAAUUUUUCUUUGAAAAGUGGACCUUUUGCUGAUCCUGAUUCUAUUGGAAGUAUGUAUGUUACAGAUCCUAGGAAAUGGUGGGCAUGUUUUGGUUCUAAUGCACCUUUACUUCAAAGAUUGGCUUUUAAAGUGCUUGGACAACCUACUUCCUCCUCUUGUUGUGAAAGAAAUUGGAGUAUUUAUUCCUUCAUUCAUUCAUACAGAAGGAAUAAAUUAACUCCAAAACGUGCAGAGGACUUGGUUUUUAUCCAUAAUAAUCUUCGUCUUCUGUCGAGAAACUCCUCCCAAUAUUAUCAUGAGAAGACAAAAUUAUGGGAUGUUGGUGGUGAUCAAUUUGGGAGUAUGGAAGAUGUGGGAGUUCUUGAAUUUGCCAACCUUUCAUUAGAUGAACCAGAGUUAGAGUCUGUUUUGUUUGAUGAAAAUACAACUACAAGCAUGGAGAAGGAGAAUGAGAAAGACAGUGAAGUUGAGGAAAUGUUAUAA